AUCCCGCCAAAUUUGCUGAAAUAGAUUUAUUCUACUUUUUUUUGUAAUAUUUGUAGUAAAUUAAAAAUGGAUGAGCAUCAGACUACACGCGUUAAUGCAGCGAUGUUGCCUAGCUACCAAGGAAAGAACGUCUGCUUGAUGGGCAUGGCGAAAGACGUUGACACCAAUGGCACUUCAUUCACCCUCACAACAAGUGAUGGAAAAGAUGUCAGAAUUCAAAUGCAAGAGCCUCUGAGCGAGUAUGUGGCUGGUCUGACUGAGGUCCAUGGACAGGUGGAUGGAAGGAACAGCAUUCAGUGUCAAAACUACAUCAGCUUCUCAGAUGAGAACUCACAGAGCUUCAGCUUAGACCUCUACAACAGUGCCGUAGAACUUAUGGUGCGUGCACCACAGCAUUACCAACAGGGGAUCCAGCCAUCACAGUGAUAGAACUACAUGUAAACUUGAGUGUAAAGUCAUGACUUCAUGGAAAGGAAUAUACCUUACACACUUUCUUGGUUCACUUGCCCGCUCAGUCCAUUUAACUGACAAAUAAAUGCCAUAAUGCUAUAUACCUUACACACUUUCUUGGUUCACUUGCCCGCUCAGUCCAUUUAACUGACAAAUAAAUGCCAUAAUGAUAAGAGUGCUUUUUGUACAUUAAAAUGAAGGGCACAUUAUUAAGACUGUUUUUCAAGCUGAAAUAUUUAUCACUAUCUGUCUUUUUUGUUCAUGUUGAACCACCCAUGUGUACAUUUUGUAUUCAAACUUAAUCACAUGCGUUAGCUGUUUCCUGUGUUAUACAAGUUCCAGCAUUUGCAUAAGUUUGUAAACAAAUGGUCAUAGUGUUACAUGUUUGUUGCAAAACAUUAUUUUUGUGUCAUUAAACAUAAACGUGUCAAAGAGAAAUACAUGUCUGAUAGAUAA
Molecule: messenger RNA, 906 nt
Organism: Mya arenaria
Lineage: Eukaryota; Metazoa; Mollusca; Bivalvia; Myida; Myidae
Exons: 4
Coding region: 67-426 (119 amino acids)
Biological process (GO): nucleotide-excision repair; base-excision repair; double-strand break repair via homologous recombination
Cellular component (GO): site of double-strand break; nucleus; DNA replication factor A complex
Molecular function (GO): single-stranded DNA binding; damaged DNA binding
Source: RefSeq, a predicted model, not a curated record